Olea europaea var. sylvestris is the source of this 2004-nucleotide messenger RNA. RefSeq names its product probable protein phosphatase 2C member 13, mitochondrial. Gene Ontology annotation, biological process: protein dephosphorylation. The transcript has 9 exons. The record is from RefSeq and is a predicted model, not a curated record. NCBI's taxonomy places the organism in Eukaryota, Viridiplantae, Streptophyta, Magnoliopsida, Lamiales, Oleaceae. Gene Ontology annotation, molecular function: cation binding; protein serine/threonine phosphatase activity. Gene Ontology annotation, cellular component: cytosol; nucleus. Bases 602 to 1783 code for a protein of 393 amino acids.
CUAGACUUUCUACGGCCGGGCGCCUGUCUGUCUGACUCUAUCUCUCUCUAACAUUACGCCACUUCACAACAAAAAUACAUCUCCUUUCACUCCGCUCAACUCCUCAUCUUAAUCACCACACUUUCAGAUUUCUCUCUAGGGUUCCAGAUUCUAAUAACUUCUUUCCUUUCUUUUACUUGAUUCGAAUAUCGGAUUCAGAUCGCAUUUUCUUUUUUCAACCUGAAUAUUUAAUACUUAUACGAUUUUUUUCUUAAUUUUUUUUUCUAAUUAUUGGAUUAUUUUGAAAUAAAGUUACUCAUAUAAUAAUGGUGGCCGAUCUGUGUUUCGAGAUGUAUCAAAUGCUUUGAAUAUUUUAAAUUGAGAUCAAGACAGCUGCUUUAGAUGUUAUGCAACAGAUUUCUGAGGUUCGUGAGUCUUCAACCAGGGUAUAUCACUAGAUACACUGAGUUAAGGCAGUUAAGCUAUAUCCAGAGAGGCUUGUAUGCACCUCAGUGCUCAACUUAUUUGUGGGAUUGCAAGUCAAAAAUAGCAAGAAAGAUGAUGGUGGAUUCUGGUGCAACUGCUAAGGGAGGACCUGUUACUGAUAUUUUACCUGAGAAGGAUGAUGAUGGAAUAUAUGCUAGUGGAGGAUGGAAGAGGAACAUGUAUAUCAUGUGCUUAUAUAUCCUUGGAGGCACGCUUACUCUUGGAUUCUUUCCUAUUUGGCAGUGAAGAUGGAAGAUUGAGCUGUGGAUAUUCUAGUUUUAGAGGGAAGAGGGCUAGUAUGGAGGAUUUUUAUGACAUUAAGACUUCGAAGGUUGAUGGACAAACAGUUUGUCUCUUUGGAAUAUUUGACGGUCAUGGUGGUUCACGUGCAGCAGAGUAUUUGAAGGAACAUCUCUUUGAGAAUCUCAUGAAGCAUCCAGAAUUUAUUACGAACACCAAAUUGGCAAUAAGUGAAACAUAUCAGCAGACUGACAGAGAUUUUUUGGAGUCUGAAAAAGAUACUUUCCGAGAUGACGGUUCCACAGCUUCAACAGCAGUUCUUGUUGGUAAUCACUUAUAUGUUGCUAACGUUGGAGAUUCGCGGACUAUAAUAUCAAAGGAUGGCAAAGCUAUUCCACUUUCGGAGGAUCACAAACCAAACAGAAGUGACGAGCGGAAGAGAAUUGAAAAUGCUGGAGGUGUUGUAAUGUGGGCAGGCACUUGGAGGGUUGGAGGUGUCUUGGCCAUGUCCCGUGCUUUUGGAAAUCGCAUGCUGAAGCAGUUUGUUGUGGCUGAACCAGAGAUUCAGGAUCAAGAGAUUGAUCAAGAGCUCGAACUGCUUGUGCUUGCAAGUGAUGGACUUUGGGAUGUUGUGCCCAAUGAGGAUGCUAUCUCACUUGCACAAAUAGAAGAUGAACCCAAAGCAGCAGCACGGAAGUUGACAGAAACGGCUUUCACCCGUGGCAGUGCAGACAAUAUUACUUGUAUUGUUGUAAGGUUUCAUCAUGAGACAACAGUACCUGAGGAAACCCAUCAAUCUUUUGAAGCAAACUAUGAGGAAACCCAGCAAACUUCCAAAUCAAACACGAAGGAAACCCUCCAUACUUCGGAAAGUCAGCAAACUUUCAAAGCAAGCACAGGGGAAACCACAAAAAUUCACGAGCCGAAUCCUACCCUCCACACCUCCAAAGCAAACUCUGAGGAAACCCAGCAAACUUUCGAAGCAAACACUAAGGAAACCCAGCAAACCUCUGAAGAGAACUCUGGGGAAACCUCAAAAAAUCAAGUGUCAAAUCCCGAUGAAUCCCAACAAAGUUGAUGAAUGUGUUGCCAUUGUAUUUGCAGUUUAUGUAGGUGCCAUUAUGCUGAUGAUCACAUUGAAGGGAUGAUGUUUGUUCAUUCAUUUGAUUGUUUCUUUGUAAUUUGUCUUGUACGGUUAAAUUUCAGUGCAUCAUACUGAUAAAGACAUCGUCUGGGUAAAUUUUAUGGGUGGUCUAAUAUAAUGAGAAAUGACUAUCCUGCUCUUUUCAAUUUCCCUUA